Molecule: messenger RNA, 3202 nt
Organism: Hirundo rustica (Barn swallow)
Lineage: Eukaryota; Metazoa; Chordata; Aves; Passeriformes; Hirundinidae
Gene: CCNC
Product: cyclin C
Exons: 12
Coding region: 102-953 (283 amino acids)
Biological process (GO): positive regulation of transcription by RNA polymerase II
Cellular component (GO): nucleus; mediator complex
Molecular function (GO): cyclin-dependent protein serine/threonine kinase regulator activity
Source: RefSeq, a predicted model, not a curated record
GCCUCCUCCUUCCUGCUGCCGGCGCGGGGGGCGGCGGCGCUGUGGCGGCGGGGCCGGGGCAUCGCGGGCCCGGGCGCCUCCUCCCCGCUCCGCAGCUUCCCAUGGCCGGGAACUUCUGGCAGAGCUCUCACUACUUACAAUGGAUUUUGGAUAAACAAGAUCUAUUGAAAGAACGCCAGAAAGACUUGAAAUUUCUGACUGAAGAAGAAUAUUGGAAGCUACAGAUAUUUUUUACUAAUGUUAUCCAGGCUUUAGGUGAACAUCUUAAAUUAAGACAACAAGUUAUUGCCACUGCUACAGUCUACUUCAAGAGAUUCUAUGCCAGAUAUUCCCUAAAAAGUAUAGAUCCAGUAUUAAUGGCUCCCACGUGUGUGUUUUUGGCAUCCAAAGUAGAGGAGUUUGGUGUUGUUUCAAAUACAAGGUUGAUUUCUGCUGCUACUUCUGUAUUGAAAACUAGGUUUUCAUAUGCCUUUCCAAAGGAGUUUCCUUAUAGGAUGAACCAUAUACUAGAAUGUGAAUUCUAUCUCUUAGAAUUAAUGGACUGCUGUUUGAUAGUAUAUCAUCCUUAUAGACCUUUGCUCCAAUAUGUGCAAGAUAUGGGCCAAGAAGACAUGCUGCUACCUCUGGCAUGGAGGAUAGUGAAUGACACAUAUAGAACCGAUCUUUGUCUGCUGUACCCUCCUUUUAUGAUAGCUCUAGCUUGCCUACAUGUGGCCUGUGUUGUCCAGCAGAAGGAUGCAAGGCAAUGGUUUGCUGAGCUGUCUGUUGAUAUGGAAAAGAUUUUAGAAAUAAUCAGGGUUAUUCUGAAGCUCUAUGAGCAGUGGAAGAACUUUGAUGAGAGGAAAGAGAUGGCUACUAUUCUUAGUAAAAUGCCUAAACCAAAACCACCUCCAAACAGUGAAGGAGAACAGGGUCCAAAUGGGAGCCAGAACUCUAGUUAUAGCCAAUCUUAAGGCAUUCCAAAGAAUUUCUUUAUGGACCACUUUGACUCAAGACAUCCUGGGAUAUGUCCUGUGUUCACGAAAUGGACAGAAGGUUUUAGGAACAUCUUUGACAAAGAACUCGAAGAAUAAAUAGCUUGUUUGUGUCAAGCAUUUUGAAAGCUUUUUCUCUAAAACUACAUCAUUUUCUCUGACGCUGGAGCAAAUGUGCUAAGAUUUUUCAGUGUAAGGAAUCAAACUUUAAACCAAGCUGCAAAAGAUUAACAUUUUUCACUCAAAAAGUUCAUUAUUGGUUUUAUUUGUGUUGAAGUGAACUAUUUUUAGAGCGACUGUAACCCGAGGCCUAAGUGUAACUGUAUUAAUGACUUGUGUUGUCUUAAUUUUGUUUGUGACUGAAGGAAGAUAGUGCACUCUAUGUUGAGUCUAUCCAUUACCUUCAGUUUUGUUGAUUAAAAAAAAAAAAAAAAACACAUUCUGCAACAAGUAACACACGGUCCUUCAGAAACAAAUGCCUAGAAGAGCCUGUAAAGAAUAUUGUUACAGUUUUAAUGAAAGCUGCAGGAAAGAAAGUCAGUUUCUAUUUUUGGGUUUAAAAAUUAACUGUACUCCUCAGUAGAUCUACUUGGUUGUUUUUGCCAGGAUACAUAGUAGCCCAGCUUACCAGAGAAGUGCAAUAUGUAUAGUGAUUUUGCAGUUUUCUGAAACAUUUCAAGUGUUAAGAAUUAAGACAACCCAAUAUACUAAGAUUUUUUUUUUUUUUCCAGAUAAAUGUACUGUAUGGUACAAUCGGAAUAUUUCACAAUCAAAUACAAAUCUGGAUAUUAUUGCUAUUUUUUAUGGUGAAUUUUUUUGUAGAAAAGAUACACGCUGUUAGUCUGCCUUCACUGUUAGUGUGAAUUUGUGUGGUUCAUUAGAGAGUUUAUUUAAGAGAUUCAAGUGUUUGGUGAACUUCAUACUGGCUAAUUUUAAUUGGGAUAUUAGGGGCAACUCUAGAAUAACUGAAAUGGGAUUCCUUGGUUAACUUUGUGCUGGAGAAAAUGAGAUUUCUUCAAACUGAAGGCCAUAUCCUGCAUUCCUUACUCAGGCAGAUAUUCCACUGAAGACAGGAAUUGGCCUUAAUUGAUUUAUUGAUUUUUGUUUUUUUUUAAUAUAAUUUUGGUUCUAAUUAAGUUCUGUAUAACUUUAUUUUGAAUGAUAAUGCCAACUUGCCCAAGUAUAAAAGUUGAAUGAUAAAGUUCAGUAACGUUCUUUUGUUGUUGUUGUUGGGUUUUGUUUUGUUUUCUUGAAACAACACAUUUCACUGCUCUGAAGUACUGGAGGGAGAUGGUUGAAAACGUGCUCUGUGAUGUGUCUUGGUUCAAAAAGGCAGCCCCUUAAAAAAACCCCCACCUGUUUUUGCAAAUACUUGUCUUUGUAAUUGGCUGGUGAUUCAGUGAAAUAUAACUGAAGUGGUUUUGUAUGUAGCCCAUUAGGCUACUACAAUUUAUUUCUGUUCAGGUUAUUUCCAUAAACCAUUAUGUGAACCAGGCCAAAACACUUUGGUGAGGUAGAAAAAAUAUACAUUUUGGUCUUUGCUACUUGGUUACCAUUUGAUCCAUACCUUUUAGAGACACUUGAUUGAUUAAGUGGAAUUUGGCUAUUUUGCUUUAAUUUCUUGAAGUCUAAAAUGUGCUAUUUGUAAUGUGGACUUGGGGAAUAGAAAUAAAUCAAAGCGACUUGACCUCUCUUGUGUGGAGUUCUUAAACAGGAACUAUUCUUUAGGUAAGCAUCAGUCUUCUCACAUACACCAUGUAAUCUGCCAAGAAAGUUCUUGUUUUGAAAUUAGGGAAUUAAUGAAGAAUUCUGGCUCGAGUGAUUUUUUUUCUUGCUGCUGAAGAGUUUUGCAGCCUUCACUUCACACCAAAAGCACAAUGGGACCUAAAUCUCUUGAGUUAAAAUGUCAGGCACUUCUUGAUGGUACCUAGAAGUUUCUUAAGGCAUUUCUCUACUGGGAAGAUGAGGCUAAUUUUACCAGCUUUGAUUCCAGCAAAAACAGUGAAGGGCAAUAACAUGCAGUCAAAAGAGCUGGAUUCAGUGAAGACAGUUUUAAAAAUAUGUAAUUUUGAUCAACAGGAAAUGGAACAUAAUGUGAAUUCAACAGUCUUGCUACUAACCAGGCAGAAAAAAAAUUAUGUUUCUUGUGCUUCGCUUCAAAUGAGAGGUGCAUAAAAAUGUGGUAUCUCAUUGAAAGAGAGGUAGCUGAAAGUCUUCAAAAAUUAUAU